Molecule: messenger RNA, 1170 nt
Organism: Gamsiella multidivaricata
Lineage: Eukaryota; Fungi; Mortierellomycota; Mortierellomycetes; Mortierellales; Mortierellaceae
Exons: 4
Coding region: 1-1170 (389 amino acids)
Source: RefSeq, a predicted model, not a curated record
AUGCUCAGAACGGCCCCGGCAAAAGCAGCCAAGCAAUCGCGCGCUUUGCUCUCUCAAAACGGACCAAAACGACCCAAAGCAGCCUCAGCAUCGGCGCAGAAGACAGGACAGCAAGAUAAUGAACAUUACCGGCAACAGCAGCAUCCUGGCACGGAACCUGGCAUACUAAUCGACAAGAAACCUACACGAGCGCGAUCAUUUUUGUUGGACCCUCCAAAGAAACCAGCGUCCAAAAGGUUAUCGUCUUCAAGCGCGUUACCCUCAGGAGCUAGUUCAUUUGAGCGCAGAUUAGCAGGUAACCCGUACGCGUCCAUCUUGGCAACUCCUAUACGGCAAUGUUUAUACACGAGAAAGAUCCUACCAAGUGCGUUCCUGACGAAGCUGAUCCAGGCUGCACCAGAUUCCCCUGGAGACCGCGUCUGGAUCGUUCCUGAGCAGAUCAUACCUUAUGAACUGUCCAAGGAGACCAAUUCAGGGCAGGCUCUUGAUCGCUUUGGAAUGGGCAAGUGGAUGUUUUCAGGAUCGAAUCUUGUGCAGAGUAUGGUGAAAGAAGGAAAAUACAAGAUGAUCAAUUCUUCGGCAUACGUGAGACCGGACUUGGCGCAACUGAUUUACGCUCAAUGGACGAUGCGCGUUGUUCAUAAUACGCUGGACAUGUGCAAAAGAGCAACCGGGAAUCCACCUUUUGUUAUCCUCACCAAAGAGCCGUCUGCAAUUGCAACUACGCCGGACGCGAAACCAGAGGUCUUACAACGUUUGACAGAUGAGACCCAUCAUAAUGCCUACUUGCAGUGUGUGUUGCGAUUUGAAAGUGACACGGACGUUGCAACUAGCUUCGGAAACAGUGAACCCCAAGAACCGAGUGUCGACCUCAUACCGAAUCUGCCCAGCUUUUCAGAUAGAUCGCUCGUUCAGGAAGAUGUCAAAAUUCUGAGAAAGGGCGGAAAGACGACAGUGGUACCAAUGUAUAACAUGAAAUACCUUCUUGGAAACCAUCCGCAGGGUUUGAGGGCCGUUCAUCAAGCGUUCCUUAAACGGAUACCAGCUGCCGAAGGUUCGGCAGAGGAUUCUAAUCAACGGUGGAUCGGACUUGUCGAAUCGCCACAGACGGUUGAUACCGCAGUUGGGCUUUGGAAACUGGCCUCCAUGAUGCCGAGGCAAAGUAAAUAA